CCCACUAAAAGCACUCGCUGUCCCGCAGACCCUUCCCGUGGAGACGACAGAGUAACUUUCCGCGAAGGGAGUCAUUUGCGAAGACAUCGCAACACCUGCGGCCGCUUAGCCCAGGAUGAGCGGUGAUACUUAUUCUAGAGACGGCGGCAGGCAGAGCGGCGCGCGAAACUAUUCAUCGCGCGAUGAUGAUCGAGACAGGCGACGGCGACGCUCGAGGUCACCCCGCCACGGCUCUCGCCGGGAUUACGAAGUCGACACCUAUUCCUCAAGCCGGGACUACCGUGAGCGCGAACGCGAGGACACUUACGCCCGCCGUGAGAGGCGCGAGGACCGAGCCUGGGGCGAUUCCUACUCGAGGCGCGACCACCCCCGCCGUGACGAUGACCGCGGCUAUGGACGACGGGAACGGGAGGGCCAUGACGAUCGCAGCAACCAUGGCGACAGGCGUGAACGUGGGGAUCGAGACCUUGACCGUGGUGGACGCGGCAGACGCGGUGACCGCGAUAGGGACGGCGGGUUUGGUGGAGGAUUUGGAGGACGGGACAGGAAGAAGUCCCAAUCUCCUCCGUACAAGAAGCGCGAGCCCACGCCCGAUCUUACCAACGUUGUCUCAAUUCUGCAGCGUCCGCGCCGCAUGACGCAGUGGGAUAUCAAACCUGCUGGGUAUGAAAAUAUCACGGCAGAGCAAGCUAAACUGUCCGGCAUGUUCCCCCUUCCGGGUGCUCCACGCGCUGCACCGAUGGACCCAAGCAAACUUGCUGCCUUUAUGGCUCCAGCGGCAGGAUCCGCUUCUGCCUCGGCCCUCAAGCCAGAGAAUGCAAAGCAGGCGAAGCGGCUGCUUGUUUACAAUCUCCCUGCUAAUAUCUCAGAGGACCUGAUUGUUGGGUUCUUCAAUCUCCAGCUCAAUGGGCUGAACGUUGUCUCUGGAGACAACCCAUGCCUUUCAGCUCACGUUUCCAAGAACCGCGAUUACGCUCUGCUUGAGUUCAAAGCUCCAGAAGAUGCGACCAUGGCUCUCGCUUUGGAUGGAAUUCAAAUGGAUGAGGAUGCGGGUGAUCCGGAUAGACCGGGGCUCUCGAUCCGUCGUCCGAAGGAUUACAUUGCCCCUCUCAGCAGCAGUGAGAGUGACCAAACUGAGGAUGGGGCGUCCUCAAUUGUCAAAGACAGUCCCAACAAGCUCAGUAUUAGCAACAUCCCUCCUUUCGUCGAGGAUGCCCAAAUCAGGGAGCUUUUGGAGGCGUUCGGCGAAUUGAAAUCUUUCGUCGUGGUCAAGGAGAUUGGGUCCGAACUGAAUCGGGGUAUCGCGUUCUGCGAAUACGUCAAUCAAGACACGGUCGAUGCUGUCAUUGAGGGGUUGAAUACUAUUGCCCUCGGCGACAAGAACUUGAAAGUGCAGCGAGCCUCUGUGGGUGUGUCCCAAGAUGCAACCUUGGAUGGCGGAGUCAGUGCCAUCUCUAUGCUGGCCGGCUCUAAAUCAAACGGUCCUCCGGAGGCUGGACGGGUUCUCGUACUCAUGAACAUGGUCACUCAUGAUGAGCUAUUGGACAAAGACUCAUAUGAAGAGAUCAAGGAGGAGGUUGAAGAAGAGUGCUCCAAGUACGGCCGGAUUCUGGAGGUGAAGAUUCCUCGUCCCAGCGGCGCCCGCGUCAAUCCCGGUGUUGGCAAGAUCUAUAUCAAAUACGAAACCCCCGAGUCUGCCCAAAAGGCUAUCAAGGCUUUGGCGGGUCGAGCUUUCACCGGCCGUACGGUGGUCGUCACUCACUUCUCAGAGGAGCUUUUCGAUGUUGAUGCUUGGUGAUCAGCACCUGAACACGAUGCGGUGGAUGUCUGGGGCAAGAAAAGGCCACCCCAAGUUUCUGCGAUUCCCUUAGCACAAUUGCUUUCUACACUGUACUCCCCAUUUUCCACCACAGUCAGGACUCAUCCGGGAACUCUCGAUGCUGAAAGACUUUGGAAUUUCCAAGGGCUAGACUUUGGGAUCAUGAUUUGUCGAACCGGCUUGUAUGGGGGGAAGUUAUUUCUGUUUUCUGUGUCGCGUUAUGGAGCUCGUUGCAUGUAUUUGUGGGGUUUUAAGAAUAACCAUUUUCAUGGAAGGAAAAGCCUGGGAUAGUUUCUGUCAAUAAUGCUUCCGGCUCAGUCGUUUGUACACUGGUUUAAAGACGGAGUAGAAGGGUCCGGCUUGAAUACCAGAUUGAGAUUCCCAAG
Molecule: messenger RNA, 2205 nt
Organism: Westerdykella ornata
Lineage: Eukaryota; Fungi; Ascomycota; Dothideomycetes; Pleosporales; Sporormiaceae
Exons: 5
Coding region: 116-1798 (560 amino acids)
Biological process (GO): mRNA processing
Cellular component (GO): nuclear speck; nucleus; U2AF complex
Molecular function (GO): poly-pyrimidine tract binding; pre-mRNA 3'-splice site binding
Source: RefSeq, a predicted model, not a curated record